Portunus trituberculatus (swimming crab) is the source of this 1587-nucleotide messenger RNA. RefSeq names its product actin-2, muscle-specific-like. Lineage: Eukaryota; Metazoa; Arthropoda; Malacostraca; Decapoda; Portunidae. The record is from RefSeq and is a predicted model, not a curated record. Bases 125 to 1255 code for a protein of 376 amino acids. The transcript is spliced from 2 exons.
GCUGACCACGCUAUAUAAACUCUUCAUCCAAUGCCACGCCUCUAGUGAGAUACGGUUAGGCCUACUGGUGGUGUGUUGGGCUGGGCUGGUCUGUCUUAUCUCGAGUCCCCGAUAAACAGCCACCAUGUGUGACGAGGAAGCUUGUCCCCUGGUGGUGGACAAUGGCUCCGGCCUUUGCAAGGCUGGCUUCGCCGGAGACGACGCCCCUCGAUCUGUCUUUCCUUCCCUCGUCGGCCGCCCUCGUCACCAGGGUGUGAUGGUGGGCAUGGGUCAGAAGGACGCCUACGUCGGUGAAGAAGCACAGAGCAAGCGAGGUAUCUUGACCCUCAAGUAUCCUGUCGAGCACGGCAUCAUCACCAACUGGGACGACAUGGAGAAGAUUUGGCAUCAUACUUUUUACAACGAGCUCCGCGUUGCCCCUGAGGAGUCCCCCACACUGCUGACGGAGGCUCCGUUCAAUCCCAAGGCCAACAGAGAAAAAAUGGUGCAAAUUAUGUUCGAAACGUUUGGUUGCCCCACCACCUACAUAGCCAUCCAGGCCGUGCUGUCCUUGUACGCCUCGGGCCGCACCACAGGCAUCGUGAUGGACUCAGGUGACGGCGUGACGCACUGUGUUCCAAUCUUUGAAGGCUUUGCUCUCCCUCACGCGAUUCUCCGCCUGGACUUAGCUGGCAGAGACUUGACAAACUAUCUCAUGAAAAUUCUCACCGAACGAGGCUACUCCUUCACCACGAGCGCCGAGAGAGAGAUCGUGCGAGACAUUAAAGACAAGCUUUGCUACGUAGCUCUUGAUUUUGACGAGGAACUUAACCAAGCUUCUCACUCAACCGCACUGGACAAAUCUUACGAGCUGCCCGACGGUCAGAUCAUCACAAUCGGUAACGAGAGGUUCCGGUGCCCAGAGGCGCUCUUCCACCCUUCUAAUAUUGGUAUGGAAGCGCAGGGAAUAGACUCAUUUGUCUUCACCUCCAUCAUGAAAUGUGACAUAGACAUACGAAAAGAUCUCUUCGCUAAUAACGUUAUGUCUGGCGGCACUACCAUGUUCCCUGGUAUUGCUGACCGCAUGCAGAAGCAACUUUCUGCCCUGGCUCCCUCCACCAUCAAGAUCAAGAUUAUUGCUCCUCCUGAACGCAAAUACUCUGUCUGGAUUGGCGGUUCCAUCUUGGCCUCUCUGUCCACUUUCCAGUCCAUGUGGAUCACAAAGGAGGAGUAUGACGAAUGUGGACCCGGCAUUGUCCACAAAAAAUGCUUCUAGAUUUUACGCACACACACACACACACACACACACACACACACACACACACACUGCUCUCUUACCAUGUUCCCUCACUGACACUCAUCAUGGCCUCUGUUUGGAAGUGUCUACCUGUCAGACACGAUAAAUUAUCUCCUCGGCCACGCAUGUGACUGACUAGCAGGUGAAGGCAUCAGGAAUGUCUUCUGGCUGUAACUACUCGCUUGUAUGCACGUGAGGCUCGCGAGAGUCUGUGAUUUAGUUAAGUUGUAAUGUUAUAAGCUGUGACUUGUUGUAGUCCCCGGGAAAGAAUUUUAGAUGUUACACUUCAAAAUAAAAGACUAUUUUCGUGA